AUGAACAAUACAAACAGUGAAUACAUAACUAGUGACUUACCUGAAGCUGUGGAUGAUAAUGAAAUUAAUAUAGAAGGCUUUUUUGAAAAAGUUAGUUAUAAUAACAUGGAUAUUGAAGCUUUGCAUAAAAAUGUUAAAGUAGUAGUAGUUAAAGAAAAUCAAUUAUUUGAUAAUUUUAACCAAGCUGAAAGUCAUAUACAAAGUUAUGCAGAGUUUAAAGCAUUGCAAUUUGAAAAGAUGAAAGCAUUUACAAAAGAAAUACGAUAUGAUAUAGAAUUUUAUAUAAAAAUAUGUCAUUUCAGUACAACUUUAAUUAAGAGAAUUCUUAAAGAAAAGUAUCCUUACUAUCCUCUUUAUUCUAAGGACCUCUAUACAGAAAUACAAAGGCAAAGACUAUCAGCACAGUAUAAUGAAUAUGACACUGCACAGUUUUAUGAGGAGUUGUUAGUAAGACAACGUGAAGAUCCUAGAUGGUUUGUAAAAACAAAAUGGGAGGCUAAAACAACUAUACUUACAAGUAUAUUUUGGAUGAGUCCAGAAUUACACUAUGAUGACAAUAUGAAGUCAAGAAUAGUUGCACAAGCUCUAUUAAGCAAUGAAACUAUAAAGUCAUAUCAAUGGGUUUUGCACAUGACGAAGAAAGCAACACAAGAGAGAGUACCUAAUGUGUUUGUCACUAAUGAUGACCCUGCUAUGGAAUGUGCAAUUUCUACCAAAUAUUCUACAACUCAUCACAUCCUCUUUGCAAAUCAUUUAACAGCAAAUCAAUACCUUCAAAAACACUUGUAUGGACAGUGUGAAGCAUGGGCGCAUGGAUUUACAACAACAAUUUUUACACUUGGCAUUGAAUCAACCUCAUUUGUUAAAAAUCAAAAUGUCUGCAUUAAACGUAUCAUCGAAAGCAGUAAUACGUCUCUAUAUAAACUUGAAAAAGUUAUAAUUAAUAAUGUUGAAAAUAUUCAAAAAGAAAAAGAAUAUGAAGAACAUAUCAGAGAAAUUUCUUCAGUAGUUAAUAUAUUAACAGUAUUUCCAAAAAUUGAAGUGCUUGUUAGUUAUUAUCUGCAGACAAAUGUGGCAAAAUUUGUCAUUAGCCAAAUGAAAGAAAGUGUUUUUUAUACAGCUUCUUAUUCUAAUAUAGAAGAAGUUAAAUGUACACUUAUGAAUAAUUUAUCUGAAAAUGAGGAUUUUGAAAAUAAACCUGAUG
Cetraspora pellucida is the source of this 1204-nucleotide messenger RNA. Lineage: Eukaryota; Fungi; Glomeromycota; Glomeromycetes; Diversisporales; Gigasporaceae. The record is from the annotation of a GenBank genome assembly.